AUGAAAGAUAACUACGGACGACCUUUCUUCGUAUGUUCUGAGCGAAAGAAUCCCUGCAAGUUCUGGCAAUGGGGAGACGUGUUCGAAGGUCCAAGACCGUUAUGUCAACAUGGAAUGGUGUGCUGUGAACGAAAAGUCAAGAAAGAUGGUCCGAAUCAAAACCGUCUGUUUUACUGCUGUCCGAAGGACGACUGUUGUGGUUUCGUCGAAUGGAAGCAACAAGGCCCUCGGGUGACCAACACGGGCAUCGUGCUCUUCAGUAAUCCACUACAAUACCAGUACAUGAUUGAAGAAACAGGAGAGACAUUUAAUAGUUCUAAAUCUAACACUAAGGAGGCCUAUGAUGAAUUUCGUAGAUUUGGUUUAACAA
This is a messenger RNA of Paramuricea clavata, 370 nucleotides long. NCBI's taxonomy places the organism in Eukaryota, Metazoa, Cnidaria, Anthozoa, Malacalcyonacea, Plexauridae. The record is from the annotation of a GenBank genome assembly.